This is a messenger RNA of Colletotrichum phormii, 573 nucleotides long. RefSeq lists its product as uncharacterized. The record is from RefSeq and is a predicted model, not a curated record. Gene Ontology annotation, biological process: sulfur compound metabolic process. The annotation marks the transcript as partial. Lineage: Eukaryota; Fungi; Ascomycota; Sordariomycetes; Glomerellales; Glomerellaceae. Gene Ontology annotation, molecular function: sulfite oxidase activity; molybdenum ion binding; molybdopterin cofactor binding. The transcript has a single exon. Gene Ontology annotation, cellular component: mitochondrion.
GCGCCGGUUCAGAGCCAGGAGUACCUCUACUUCCCUCAACAAAUUGACAGGCAAAACCUGAAAAUGACAAGAAUGAUGGCAUACAGAUCCAAGAGAUGCCACUCAGGUCCACCACCAUGUCGCCUUAGACUAAGCAAGUCGUCAUACUUAACGGUCAGAAUCGCUGUAAUGGGCUUGGGCGGCGGUCGCUGGCCAGACCGGGUUGAGUUCUCGGCCGAAGGCGAGUUCAACUGGUGUACCGUACCAGUCGAGAAACUCUCAAAGGAGCGCAUUUGGACUUGGAGAAUCUGGAAGAUCGGUUUUCGUUGCGAUGGAGGUAGCAAGAUUGAGAUCGUCUGUCGGUGCUGGGACAAUGCUCUCCAAACUCAGCCGCCUGAUGUACGCACCGCAUGGAAUAGGGGCUUGCAAGUGACCAGCUCCUGUCACAGAAUCUUGGUUUACAGUAUUGUAAACAAUAGGCAAAACACCAAGGCACGCCUUCAAGAAUUCGCAGACAAGGUAAUCUCGUUCGCUCCAAUCACUGUGCCCUUAGCCUUUUUGUCUCAGUCCAGGGACGAAUACGAGGAGUUCUAG